Messenger RNA from Rhineura floridana, 6673 nucleotides. RefSeq names its product tetratricopeptide repeat domain 7A (gene TTC7A). Gene Ontology annotation, cellular component: plasma membrane. The transcript has 20 exons. Gene Ontology annotation, biological process: phosphatidylinositol phosphate biosynthetic process; protein localization to plasma membrane. The coding region runs from base 291 to 2957 and encodes 888 amino acids. Gene Ontology annotation, molecular function: protein binding. NCBI's taxonomy places the organism in Eukaryota, Metazoa, Chordata, Lepidosauria, Squamata, Rhineuridae. The record is from RefSeq and is a predicted model, not a curated record.
UGGGGACCGUCCAUAAACUUCACAUGUCGCAUGCUUCAAAGAGGGGUCUUAAAGCCCACCCCGUCUCUUGUUCCAUUUUGCUCCCAUUUUAACCCACUCGCUUCUGUGUCACAACUUUACCAACCCUCUCUUUCGAAGGCGCCUAGUAUACUUUUGUGGGCGCUUUCGCCCAGUUAGCACACAUCUGAUCAUCGGGGUUGGGUUUUAGUUUCUUUUUUGCACACUGGCCAGGGCUGAAGAAGCUGGAACUUCCCUUCCCAACAUGCACACGGGAACUGGAGAUUCUGCACAUGCUCAGGGAGGGGAGGGGAACCCGGCUGUUCCCCAGGCGCACGGCUGCCCGGGACUUCCCUGUUGUACACGAGUCACCCACCCACGCUAAGAUGGCUGCGAAAGGCUUGCAUUUUCACCUGAAAAUGGACGAGGCGGUCGAGAGGUGCCGGGCGGACUGCCAGUGGGAGAUGCAGCUGGCGGUGGUGGAGCAGAUGAGGGUGCGGGCGUCCAGCCCCCGGCACAAAGGGGUCAAAGGAGCUGGCGUCGGGUCUCAACAGACCGAAGACUAUGGGAACCUACUAGUUGCAGAGGCAUUGCUGGAACUUUGCUUGAAAGAGAACCUUGCCAAAAUCAAGGAUGCUAUUCCAUUAAUAGAAAAAUCCGAGCCCAAAAUGAGCGAUGCCAAAAAGCAUUUGACGGGCAUUUUAAACCGAGGGAAGUUGCUGCCAAAAGGUAUGACAGAAGCAAUGUUGAUCCUAGCAAAGCUCCAUUAUGUGGAGGGCGCUUACAGGGACACUGUCAGCAUGUAUGCACGAGCUGGUCUUGAUGACAUCGUGGUAGAGAAAAAGCCUCUGUAUAUGCUGCGACUGCUAACGGAAGCUUAUGUAAUCAAAGGCUUGGCACUGGAACGCUCGCCCAAUUCCAUCGCUUCCCGGGCUCGGCUAUCUGAAAGGGAGGAGGAAGUCAUGGCUUACUUUGAAAAGGCAUGUGUGAUGGCUCAAGUGUUUCUACAAGAGCUCGAGAAGAGCUUCAGCAACACGCAUUCAAGAGGCAUAAAAGGCAUCCAUGCGUCAGCUUUGGACUUUGAACUUCCUUAUUUCCUGGAAGCAGCCCUGCAGAGUGCAUACGUGGCUCACUUGAAAAGGGGCAACAUUGUAAAAGGUAUAAGAAACCUCCGAGACUUCUUACGGACCAUGGAAACAAAGGCUACCCAGAGCUUCAGAAUGACAGCUGCCAAACAGUUGGCAGAGCUGCUCCUCCACUCCCUGAGUGAAGAUUGUUACUGGAGCCCUUUAUCCGAUCCUCUUCCUGAGUUCAUGAACAAAGAAGACAAUUCAUACAUUUGUACUACUCUGCGUCGAAGACUUCAGCUGCACACUGGAGAUAAUAUCUACAGCCCUCAUGACAACGUUGAAGAGGCUCUCCUCCUUUUACUUAUUAGUGAAUCCAUGGCAAACCAGGAUGCAGUAAUUAGCCGGGCCCCUGACCAGAAAGAUGACCGAGCCAUCAGUUUCCAAGAUGCAUCGGCCGUUUACGAUCUUCUGAGUAUCACUCUGGGCAGAAGAGGGCAGUAUGUCAUGCUUUCUGAGUGUUUGGAGAGAGCAAUGAAGCUUGCAUUUGGUGAAUUUCACCUUUGGUAUCAGUUGGCGCUUUCCAUGACAGCUUGUGGCAAGUCUGCACACGCCGUCUCGGUGCUGAAAGAAUGUGCAAAGCUGCGUCCUGCAGAUCCCACUGUCCCUCUCCUGGCCACCAAGGUCUGCAUCGGGCCUCUGCACUGGCUGGAGGAAGGUGAGCAUUUUGCGAAGAUGGUGAUUGACCUGGGAGAAGAUGCCGGGGAGUUUCUGGCAAAGGGCUACCUGGCCUUAGGCCUGACGUACAGCCUGCAAGCAACUGAUGCUACCCUGAAAAGCACCCAAGAUGACCUGCACCGGAAAGCACUUCAGGCUCUCGAAAGAGCACAGCAGUUGGCACCUGAAGACCAUCAAAUUAUCCUCUACUUCUCAUUGCAGCUGGCUCUUGUCAGGCAGAUUUGUGAUGCGAUAGAACACCUCCAGGAAGCACUGAAACUGUGCAAGGAUGAUAUGAAUUCUCUUCAUUUGCUGGCCCUCCUUUUUUCUGCCCAAAAGCACCAUCAGCAUGCUUUAGAUGUGAUCAACAUGGCCCUGGCAGAGUAUCCAGACUGCUUUAGUUUACUCUUCACCAAAGUGAAACUGGAAUUGGUGCACAAAGGACCAGAAGAAGCUUUAGUGACCUGUAGGCACAUGCUGCAUCAGUGGCAGACUCUGCAUAAUGUUUCACAGCACAGUGAUUCAGAGAAAGAAAGCAGCCUGACUGAGGCGGUACCAAUCAAGAAGCACAACAGCAUGUAUCUCACUCUCCCCGAUGCCCAUGAUACUGACUCUGGCUCCCAACGAGCUUCUUCCCUUGCAGCUUCACGGCUGGAGCAGGCCAUGUCUGAAGUAACCAUGCACAGUGUUGCCUUGAAGCAAGGGCCUAUGCAGCUGUGGACAACUCUUGAACAGAUUUGGUUGCAGGCUGCUGAACUCUUCAUGGAACAACAGCAUCUCAAAGAAGCGGGCUUCUGUAUCCAGGAGGCAGCCAGUCUCUUUCCCACGUCUCACAGUGUGCUGUACAUGCGGGGGAGGCUUGCAGAGAUGAACAGCAGCUUGGAGGAGGCUAAGCAAUUGUAUGAUGAAGCAUUAACCGUGAAUCCAAACGGAGUGGAAAUCAUGAAUUGCUUGGGACUGGUAUUGAACAGGCUCGGGCGAAGAAGCUUGGCUCAAAAGGUUCUGCAGGAUGCAGUCCAGGUACAGAGCACCAGCCACAAAGCCUGGAACAGCCUUGGAGAAGUACUUCACGCUCUGGGCAAAAACGAAGCCGCUGUUGAGUGCUUCCUGACAGCUCUGGACCUUGAAUCCAGCUGCCCUGUCAUCCCAUUUACGGUUAUUCCCAGGGAACUGUGAUGGUAUAAAUGUAUUCCAUGCACAUGCAUUCUGUGGAGGUAGUUCCAAUAACAUACAGAGGAAAUAAGCAAUCUGUUUACAGUGCAAUAAAUAUAUAGGUGUUGCUCGUUUGUUGCCUAGAAUUCAGAAACUUUUACUCAAUGAAAUGUUUCAGGGAUGUUACAUUUUCCCAGCAUUUAAAUCUCAAGAUAUAUUGUUGCUGGGGAAAUGCAAUUAUUUUUCUGGCUGCUGGGGCUGUUGUGAUUUGCAGCGCUGCCUUGAACCCCUCUUCACCCAAAACAUAAACCACCAGAACUGCAUGAUAGCACAGGAGGUACUCAUAUACUCUCCUGUCCUUGCUGCCUGCCUGGAACUGCAAAAACGGAACACUGGGCAGGAGGAGGAGUGUUUGUCAAGCACCUGGCAGGUCAGAAUACAUGGCUUCUGUGCAUGUUGUUGGCAUCUGCUGGACAGUGUCUGUGAUAUUACUGAUGAGCAACAUGCCACCUCUCCCAAGUCUGCAUCAUGCUGUCAUCUUUACACCACUGCAUAGCCUGCAAAAACAGGACUUGCACGAGCAAUGGAACUGACUAGUCUGAAGACUCCGGGGACAGGGGGAGUGGGAGGACCUUGCCAAUUCACUCUUGGCAUAAAACGUCUGACUUUGCUUUAGCACUUGAGUUGGACUCGCUGCAAAAUACUGUCUCAACAUGAUACUAAGACUGAGACUACAUUCUGAUGUAAAAAAUACACUGCUUCCCAUCUUUCUCACUUUCAUUUUAUGGGCUAAAUUCCUUGUAAACAGAUACAACUCUUGCGGUCAGUGAAGUCCCCACCCAUUAACAAACCCCAUGCAAAAUAGUUUAAAAAGUAGGACCUGUGGCAAAAUGUUGCACUGUGGAGGGCUCCUGUUAGUGGGUCCAAGGUUUCCCGGCUUUUGAGGCAGCUGCAGGAAGGCACAGUGGCCUCUAUGUCAGGUGGCCACCAUGGAGCCCUGCAGAUGUUGUCAGACUACAAUUCCCAUCAGCCCUAACCAUUGGCAGUGCUGGCUGGGGCUAAUGGGAGUUACAGUCCAACAACAUCUGGAAGGCUCAUGUUGGCUAUCCCCUGCUCUAAGCCUGUUAAGAUCACAUGUACCCCAUCCUCCAACACCCAACUGAUUUGGGCAGCAGCUAAAAGAUUUUUUUUUAAUGUAGACACAGUGUUGGGGUACGCAGAGAGGUUUAAACCUUUCUACCCAGACCAGUGCCCAGACGGGGAUGCAGAUUGCCCCCUCCUUGGUCAUCGAUCAGUCAUUUGAUGUGUGGGAAGGGGACCAUAUCCCCUCUCUUCACCUGAUUUAUAUAAAUCAGCUGAGGGAGGAGGUGUAUACCUCUCUGUGUGUGCAUUCACAAGAACAUAGGAAGCUGCCUUAUACUGAAUCAGACUAUUGGUCCAUCUAGUUCAGUGUUGUCUACACUGACUGGCAGCAGCUUUCCAGGGUUUCAGGCAGGGAGUCUCGCCCAGUCCUACCUGGUGAUGCUGGAGAUUGAACCUGGGACCUUCUGCAUGCAAGGCAGAUGCUCUACCACUGAGCUAUGGCCCUUCCCACUCACACAAGAGAAAGUGUGCAUGCAAGACUGUGGGCUGGCAUCCAGUUUUGCCAGAGUCAUCACUGGCUUGCAGUUCCUUGAGAGUUAGCCAAAGGAGAAUGGGACAGCCAAACAAAGGUAGUCACCUGCGCUUUAAAAGGCAGUAGGUUCUUUGUGUUCACAGAAGUAUAGGAUCGAACUGUAGGCAUUUCUGUACACACAACAAGCAGGUGUUAUUGUAGAUCAUUUCAUUCCUAAUAACUGAUGAACAGACCCUUUUGUCCCAAAGACUCUUUAAACGGGGGGGGCUUACACUGACAUACUGCUAAUCUUGCACCAUAGGAUGUUAAAAUAUCAACUUCAUGCAAUGUAUAUGUAGUACAUGGCAUAGAUGGAGAAAAACACAUUGUGUGGUAUUCAACUAAAUAAUUGUGCAACUUCCGCUUGCACAAAGACUUCUGCUUGCACAAUGGGGCUUUCGUGAGCGCCCAUGCCAUCCCCAAAUCUGCUUCAGAGAGUUGGGGGAACUCUCAGAACAGAUUUCACAAGUCCACGGGGAGGGGGGAGGGAGAACGUUCCAUUGCGCAAGGAAAAACCCUAAUGUUGAUGGAACAUUCAUUUUAGUGCUGUUUUGAAUACAGCCCAUUAUUCCAUGCAAAUAGUCCUCUUUCCUCUUCAUGUUGUUCUUCCCAGCUCAGGCAUCAGAGUCAGAUCUUCAGGGAACUUCUGUGCUGGUAUUUCAGUGGCCUUAUCAUUUGCUUUUGAUCAGUCUGUUAUGGCCAUUUCAGUUGGCCCCUCCCACUCAGCUGAGCAAGUACAUCUUUCUAUGAAGGGAGCAUUAAUACAACUAAACAAUGAGAGAGGGUGUGUGCACUUUUGAAGCCCUGUUGCAUUAUUAUUGAAGUUUGUACUUCCUACGAGCAGGGUUUUCUUUAUCUAAUAAAAAAAGGGAUUACCAUGACUACUCCACUUUUCUCAUUCUCAGGGACCAACAUCACCUCACUAGCAUAGACUAGGCCUUCACAGUCCAAACAUUACAAAAUAGGAGCACUCUGGGGUCUGUUUUAUGCCAUGUACAUUAAUCAUGUUGUAAUCAUGAAAAUGAUGAGGUAUCACAGGAUAUGUGGUAAGGCCAUAGCUCAGAGGUGUAGCGCACCUGGUUUUCCUUCACUGUUCAAUCCGUGCCAUCUGCUGCCCUUUCGAAGUGCCUCCAUUCUAUUUUUGCAUCCCAUUCUCUGGAGGCAGAAAUUUGGCGUUUCAGUGAUUUUCAGAGGGUUGGCAAUGGGGGGCUUACCAUGGCAGUGGUUCUCCUGGCAGCCACCACUUCUCCCCACUACACCCUUGUAAAUGAUGCUACAUCACCAUAUACUGCUAUUCCAAAGGGUAUGGGUUGAGGGAUGGAGAGCACCUUGGAAUGGUGCUGUGUGUACCAGGACCUGUGUGAGACUGGGAACUCCUGGACCACUGCUACAGAAAUACUUAAUAAAUCUCACCUUUGUAUCUGAGAGUCUCUAAGAUGUUAAAGUUAUAUUUUUUUGCAUGUGGAGUGAACAAAAGAAGAUUUCUCCCAUUAUGUUCUGUGACUGGGUGGAUUUUAUGAGUUCCAGUUUGGCCUCAGCAUACAUGCUAUGACCUUCCUUUGCCUAACAGCUGUUUUUGGAGCUCUUGUUCUAUUAUUGUUGAUAUUAUUUAUUAAAUGUAUUACUUGUCCUUCUGCAGAAAAAUACUAUACCUUAAGGCAUGAUCCAGCAAAAUCUAGUUGCAUUUAAAUCCAUUCAAAACAAUAAAGCUGUACUAGUUAUAUGUGAUUUAGUCGAGACUCUCUUUUGUUGAAUUGCAUCUCCAGAGACUUACAAAACAUACAAAUUGAUUUGUUCAACAAGAUUAAUUUUGGAGCCUUUGACUGAUGUUCACUAGCCAUGCAGGGGACCAAAAUUCAUUCAGUGUCCAGAACGGCUUCAGAACAUCCCAAACAAAAUGGCCCUUUUCCCCUUCUUGCAUCCACAAUUCUAAAAUGAAGCAUCCUCAAGGAAGCCCCGCACAAUACCUUCCUUUAUUUGCAAACAAGUUUGUGAUGCUGUUGAGAUUUCAUAAUGCCUGUAUUUUGUAUGAAACAUUAUAACAUUGAGUUUCAAAUGGCUCUUACUAGAUGAAUAAACAAAUUCC